GCAAAUAUUGAUAAGUUAGAUAUUAUUGCAAAUAUGCGAUUAUUUGAUCAACCUCCAAUUAUUAUAUUUUGGUCUAAAAAAGAAUUGAUUUUAUCCAAUAAUCCAAGUACUCAAACAAAUUAUAGUAUAUAUAAAAAUCCAAUGGCAGGUACUGAAUUUUUAUAUGCUAUUGCAAUGGUAAUUGAAGAAUCAAUUUUAAAUGAAGUUCACAAAUUACCAUCUCGUAGUUUAUUAAUGAAUGAAAGUAAUACUAUUAUACAUGAUAAAAUAUGUGCAGUUUCAAAUGAAAUGGCUAUAUAUGGUGAAAAUGAAAUCAAAAUAUUAGGUGAUUUUUAUGGAAAUUUCAAAUAUUAG
This is a messenger RNA of Funneliformis mosseae, 354 nucleotides long. NCBI's taxonomy places the organism in Eukaryota, Fungi, Glomeromycota, Glomeromycetes, Glomerales, Glomeraceae. The record is from the annotation of a GenBank genome assembly.